AUGCGUAUUGGUUUUUCAUUUCCACAUUUCUCUUCCUUACUUGUUGUUGUUGUUGUACUUGUGGCUUUAUUUCCUUUAUGCACGUCGUCCAGUAAUGAUGUGUUAUGCAAGGAUGAUGAGAGACAAACCCUUCUAGAGUUCAAACACGGACUCAUAGAUGAAACAGAUCGACUUGCUUCAUGGGUUGGUGAGAAGACCGAUUGCUGCACUUGGACUGGGAUUGUUUGUGAUAACUCUACUGGUCAUGUACAAAAGAUUCAUCUUUCUAAUCAUUGUUAUACUGAUGAUUAUAGCACAUCCAAAGAAUACGAAGAAUGCUUCAAUCAAAGACUAAGAGGGAAUUUAAGCCCAUCCCUGCUGCAUCUGAAGCACCUCAAACAUCUGGACUCGAGCAGCAAUAAUUUCGGAGGAAUCCAAAUUCCUAGCUUUAUGGGUUCUUUUAAAAACAUGAGAUAUCUUAACCUGUCGCGCUCUGGAUUUGGUGGAAGUAUCCCCCCUCAGCUAGGGAAUCUAUCUGAAUUGCGCAUCCUCUCUCUUGGAAGUUUUUACAAUGCUAUAUUUGAGCGUGAGUUAACUAGCAUGAGUAAUCAUAUGCAUUGGUUGUCAAGCCUCCAUGGGUUGCAUCACCUGGAUAUGAGUGGUGUAGACUUAGGCAAAGUAACUGAUUUGGGUUCAGAUAUAUAUCCCGAUGUUGCCAGUCUUAAUCUCACAUCCCUAGCUCACCUCGAUCUUUCAGAUAACUAUUUCAUUAACAGUUCCCUACCACAGUGGAUUUUCAGUAUAACUACUCUAGUUUCACUGGAUCUAAGUUGGUGUGGUUUUCAUCAUUUCUAUAAUCCUAGCAGUAUUGAUCUGUUCAGUAAUUUGACUUCUGUUGAGUCGCUUCACGUCCCAUAUAACCCUUUCAUGAACUCUUGGUUAGUACUGAAAGGGUUGUCUAGUAAUGUAGGUCGUAAUCUCAUUUCCUUAGAUAUUAGUUUUUGUGGCGUUUCUAGUUCACUUCUUGAUGAUGCCCUUCACAACUUGACUUCCCUUCUUAGCCUUGAUUUGUCAAAAAAUGAACUCACCAAAACAAUCCCCAAGUCAUUGGCUAAUCUUUGCAAUUUGAGACAUAUUAAUUUGGAAGGUAACCAUUUUUCUAAUAUUAGUUUAACAAGCGUUCUUGAAAGUUUUUUUGAGUGCAAGCUACCAAGGUUGGAGUCAUUAUCUGUUGGGUCCUCUGGACUUUCUGGUCAACUGCCAUAUGAAAUCGGACGACUGACAUAUCUUGUGGAUCUCCAACUUGGAGGAAACGGGUUUGUCGGUAUGAUUCCAGAUUCAAUCGGGCGACUAUCUAGUCUCAGGUCAUUAAAUCUUCAAAACAAUCUUAUUUCUGGUCUGAUUCCCAACUCGAUUGGAAGAUUAUCAUCACUGGAGAUGUUAGAUCUUUCAGAUAACCAACUGAAUGGCAGCCUUCCUAAUGGACUUGGUCAACUUUCAGAGUUGCUUCUUUUAGCUUUUUCUAACAAUUCGUUGACCGGUGGAGUGACAAAAUCUCACUUUGCAAAACUAGCAAGACUGAAAAUCCUGGUUGGAGCAGGAAACAACUUAACCCUUAGAUCACACCUUGCAAACUGGAUUCCAUCUUUCCAGUUGAAAAUCUUGUCUCUAAGUUCUUGGGAUUUAGGGCCACAAUUUCCAUCAUGGCUGCAAGUGCACACCCAUUUAGUAGGUCUGGAGAUAAGCAACACCAGAAUUUCAUCAACCAUCCCUGAUUCAUUUUUGAGAUCAUUGCCCGAUCUAUUCUAUCUGGAUAUGUCACAAAAUCAUAUCCAAGGAAUAUUUCCCGCUCGUAUGAUCCCAGCAUCAAUCCAAGUACUCGAUGUGAGUUCUAAUGAGUUUGGCGGGUUGUUACCUCAACUCUCAAAUGCUUCAUCUGCAUUGAUCCUGGAUCUGUCAAAUAACUCUUUUUCAGGGUCCUUACAUCAUUUGUUGUGUCCCAACAGUGAGAAAGUGCUAGCUGUUCUUAAUCUGGCAAAUAAUCAUCUAUCAGGUAUCAUUCCUGAUUAUUGGCACAAAUGGCCGAGUUUGUCAUUCUUAAACUUGGAGAACAACUAUCUGUCUGGUAGGAUUCCAACAAGUUUGGGAUCUUUAUCUUCACUAGGAUCAUUAAACAUGUGCAACAACAAACUCUCUGGAAGAUUGCAUAUGAAGAACUUGACAAACUUGCAAAUCCUUCAACUUGCUGGGAAUGAACUUGCUGGAACAAUUCCGGCAUGGUUCGGGAGAGAACUUCCCAACUUGAGAAUACUCGAUCUCCGAUCAAACAAUUUUUAUGGAGAUACAACUCAUCAGCUCUGUAAUCUUACCUCAAUUCAGAUCUUGGACCUUGGAGAUAACAAUCUAUCAGGAAAUAUUCCAAGGUGCUUGAAAAAUUUCGGUUUUCUAACCGGGAAAGAAGCCAACUCAAAAGAUCAAUUUAAUUUCUCACCAUUUGAAGGUAUGGAUGCUUUGGGUAGUGCUUCAUUGGUGAUAAAGGGACGAGAGGACACAUACAGCACGAUUCUUGGAUUAGUGAUGGUUCUGGACCUUUCUAGUAACAACUUCUCCGGACAAAUCCCCAGUGAGCUAAUGGACCUCAAGGCGAUACGCUCAUUGAAUUUAUCAAGAAAUCAGUUGACAGGAAGAAUCCCAGACAAGAUUGGAGACUUGAAAUUACUUGAAUCCUUCGAUGUAUCUCUCAACUCGCUUUCUGGGGAGCUUCCUUUGAGCUUGUCAACCUUAAGUUUCUUGAGUAACUUCAAUGUGUCCUUCAACAAUCUGACUGGAAGAGUCCCAUCAUCCACACAGCUUCAGGGUUUCAGUGAGUCCAGCUUCUUGGGCAACAAACUUUGUGGACAUCCACUCACCAAAACUUGUGCAGUUGAACUACUCACCAGAGACCAAGAAGAAGACAAGAAUGGGUCACAUGGAGCAGAUUGGGGAUUGAUUAUUUGCAUAGUUUCUGGAUUGAUUGUUGGUUUUUGGGCUGUGUUGACUCCACUCAUACUCAGCACCACAUGGAGGAUUGCAUAUUUUGGUUUCUUGAAUAAACUGAGUUUCAGUUUGAAAAAUAGCAACUUGUAUCUUCUUAACAAGCUUGGAUCAAGUUUUCUAACAGUUUACCCAUAA
Lactuca virosa is the source of this 3150-nucleotide messenger RNA. The record is from the annotation of a GenBank genome assembly. Lineage: Eukaryota; Viridiplantae; Streptophyta; Magnoliopsida; Asterales; Asteraceae.